AUGCGACGGGACUCACCACUGCUCUCGUUUAUCUCAACUCUGCUUCUAUUCUCAACUUUGAUUCAACUGAUUCCUCCACCUGUGCUUGGGGAUUCUCAAAAUGUCAUGCGUAUGGACAGGGGUGCUUCAGGCGUUAAUUACAAUUACGAUCCCUCUUAUGACGCCUGUGAACAAGAUGAUCCGCUUGGAAUGAUCUCUGGAGCCAUCACCGAUGCUCAAAUCUCAGCAUCUUCCUUCAUGGAUGAAGGCGAUUGGGCUAUAAACAGCUGCUCUCCAAACAAUGCUCGUCCUUUCCUAACCAAUGGUCUGGCUUGGUGCCCAAAAUACAAAUCUUCAACUGAGUGGCUGCAGAUUGACCUUGGAGUUCGAGCUACCAUCACUGGAGUUAUGCUGCAAGGUCGUGGAGACGGUGAGGAAUGGGUUGCGUCCUAUACCCUCUCAUUCAGUGACGAUGGAAUAUUCUGGCGAUUCGCCAAUAAUCACUAUGGCAACCAAAGAAUCUUUGAAGGCAACACCGAUUCGUACUUGGUGAAACACGCAUACUUGGACGAGGCAGUGGUGACCCGAUUCGUCCGCAUCUUUCCCUUCACCUGGAAUCGUCAUCCAAGUCUCCGAAUCGAGCUUAUUGGAUGCCAGCCUUGCCGCCAACUCCUCGGAACCCCUCCAUACGCCCGCUUUGCAGCCUCCACAACACGAAGUAAAAAGUAUGGCAAGACGUGCAGCGCCGAAGAUGGACAUUACUACAGCAAUAAAGCCUGGUGCUCAAAACGACAAAAUGGUAUGCAAUGGUACCAAAUUGACCUGGGACCGCCAACCCUUAUCACUGCAGUUGUUCUUCGACCGCGUGGAGACGGAAAAUGGCAACAAUACGUCACUCUCUUUAAAAUGUCCUACAGCAAUGACAGUCUUCUCUGGUUUUUCUACAAAGACGCUGCUCAUCUAGAUCAAAGAGUGUUCACAGGCAAUACUCAAACGUUGACAGAACGAGUCCACUACUUAUCGGCUCCCAUAGUGGCGCGGUACGUGCGUAUCCAUCCAAUCAGCUGGAGGGGUCGUAUUGCUAUGCGAGUUGGUCUUCUUGGAUGCAGGCAUCGUGGCGCUUGUGAUCCCGGAUUCUUCCGUAUCAAUGACAAGAGCUCUUGCGGUAAGCAGAAGUACUUCUGA
Molecule: messenger RNA, 1164 nt
Organism: Rodentolepis nana
Lineage: Eukaryota; Metazoa; Platyhelminthes; Cestoda; Cyclophyllidea; Hymenolepididae
Source: the annotation of a GenBank genome assembly